CGCCCACAUCCACCUGCUCCACACUCGCUUAGCUUGAUACCGCGGCAGACGGCGAACUGCUGCAGACGUAGCCUCAGCCAUGGCACUGGAUGGCGGAACAUGUCAAGAGGAUGAGAGCCGGUUCUCGAUUCUUUCCGUCGGCUUCAUACCACUGUCAGGCAAGCUGCGUCAUUUCAAGUACCGGUCAGCUGCAGUGGUGCAGAUGCUCGCUGCGUUGCAGGGAGCGAGAAUGUGACAGGAGCGAUUACGCUGUACGAUCAUCGCGAGACAGUUGCACGAACCAUGAGCAUAUGAGUCACAGAAAAUGCAGCAGAGUAGGAUCUGCGGUGCCUGCAAUUCGGAGUCGGCUGAAGCGGACGUCAGAUAUCAAGGAGCAAUGCGAGGAUUUUCGGCAUUAUUUGUCUGCAAUUCAUUAUGCAAAGUUCAUCAUGACAAAGUCACCAAUCACUGCAAGCGACGACGAGUCUAACGUUAUGCUAGUCGAGCAGGAGUCAAACAUGAAGUUGUGGCAAACUUGGAGGUUGAUUACAAGCGAUGCCAACGUCGUAGUCAUAGCGAUGGUCAACGCUAAUUCGCGCCGCUCAUAAAAUUACAGACAUUGUAUUAUUUCAAGACGGCCUCGGGUGCGCUUGCGCUCCUAUAUUCGUCAGACAAGGAUAUCCGGAGCCCGCGGAGGCUGAAGGAAACGUCUCGUCUGCCCACGGGAGACUACUAUAUUCACAUCACAGCCCCCGCAUCCAGAUUUCAUACACUGUCCAGUGCUCAGUCAUGUCCUCCAAUAGCCGCACUCUGAAGAGCCGCCCAGUCGCACGCAGACUCAGUGCAUUCGACGCGAUGACCAUUUGCACGCUGCAUUCGUGCAAGUAUAUCUUCGUCUCACUGCUCGCCAUGGGGUCUUCCAUGUUUGUGCUCUCGCAUACCGGCCGCUGCGACGCGCCCCGCUAGUGCUCGGUGUCAAUAGAGGACUCAAACACACUAGCCUGCAAGAUCUUCUCAGUAUCCGCAUUGACGAGCCAGACCAU
This is a messenger RNA of Laetiporus sulphureus 93-53, 1022 nucleotides long. RefSeq lists its product as uncharacterized. The transcript has 4 exons. Bases 90 to 587 code for a protein of 165 amino acids. NCBI's taxonomy places the organism in Eukaryota, Fungi, Basidiomycota, Agaricomycetes, Polyporales, Laetiporaceae. The record is from RefSeq and is a predicted model, not a curated record.